Messenger RNA from Pelmatolapia mariae (spotted tilapia), 4124 nucleotides. It is a transcript of the gene pcsk7, whose product is annotated as proprotein convertase subtilisin/kexin type 7. Gene Ontology annotation, molecular function: serine-type endopeptidase activity. Lineage: Eukaryota; Metazoa; Chordata; Actinopteri; Cichliformes; Cichlidae. The coding region runs from base 331 to 2634 and encodes 767 amino acids. The transcript has 17 exons. Gene Ontology annotation, cellular component: Golgi membrane; trans-Golgi network. Gene Ontology annotation, biological process: protein processing. The record is from RefSeq and is a predicted model, not a curated record.
CCUAGAUAGCGACUUCUCGAGUGUUGUACGGAAAUGAGAUGAUCACCUUUGGUUCCCUGAAUUUCACAAACGGCAGAGGACUAAAAGGGGAUUCAGUGGAAAAGUAAGCUGAAGGUGUCUGACUACAAAUCAUUUUCAAACAGCUACUAAUUCGUACUACUUUAUCUAAUAAAAGAAUAGCGAGCUUACUCGUUAGCCGCCAGGACAACUAGCUCGCUUACUAAGCUAUGACAACAACGAGGCUGGGAACGAAAGCCGACUCCCUCUUCAGGUCGCUUUUCCAAUGAGGAGAACUUGCCCUUUUGGCCCCGUGCAUCACCCUUCCUCGCCAUGGCAAAGCUCUAUCUGCCUACUUUCCUCUUCCUGAUUUUUCUGUCCUCCUUCGUCCUCCUGCUGCUCAUCCUUCUGACCCCUGUCACCCCCUCGCUUCCUUUAGCGCCUGCCUCUGAUCCCUCACUUUGGCCGUCACCCUCUUGCAGUCCAGGUCAGUCCUGGGCAGUUCGACUGCACACUGGUCUUGAUCACAAGGAAGAAGAUAGUGAACACGGUGCUGUGCACAUGGAUUUCAUAGCUAACAAGGUAGCGGAGCAGGCUGGGCUGCACAACCAUGGCCAGAUAGGACACCUGGAAGGCCACUACUUGCUGUGCUCUACAAAGCCCGGUGCUGGGUCUGUAGGACGCAUCAAGAGACAAGCUCUCCGCCCUGAGGAUGUUUUAGCAGGACACCCUCAUGUUAUGUGGUACUCUCAGGAGAGAGUGCUCAGCCGCUCAAAGAGAUCGAUGGCCUUCAACGAUCCCAACUACCCCAAACAGUGGCACCUGCAUAAUGACGUCAGUAAGGGCAUGGACAUCAACGUGACAGGAGUGUGGGAGCGUAACAUUACCGGCCAGGGAGUCACAGUGGUAGUUGUUGAUGACGGUGUAGAGCACACCCACCAAGACAUUCAGCCAAAUUAUAGUCCAGAAGGCAGCUACGACCUUAACUCAAAUGACCCAGACCCCAUGCCUCACCCUGACAUUCACAGCGACAACCACCACGGUACUCGGUGCGCUGGAGAGAUUGCAGCUGUUCCCAACAACAGCUUCUGCGCAGUGGGAGUGGCCUAUGGCAGCAAAGUAGCAGGUAUUAGAGUGCUCGAUGGCCCGCUGACAGACAGCCUGGAGGCUAUAGCCUUUAACAAACACUACCAAGUUAAUGACAUCUACAGCUGCAGUUGGGGUCCAGAUGAUGAUGGGCAUACUGUGGAUGGACCUCAUCCUCUGGGCAAGGCAGCUCUGCAGCACGGGGUGAUUGCAGGCAGACGAGGAUUCGGGAGCAUCUUUAUAGUUGCCAGCGGUAACGGUGGUCAGUACAACGACAACUGCAACUACGACGGGUACGCCAACUCGAUCUACACCAUUACAAUCGGAGCGGUCGACGAGAAAGGCAAGAUGCCAUUCUAUGCUGAGGAGUGCGCAUCCAUGCUGGCCGUCACUUUCAGCAGCGGGAGGGGCUCUUUGAGGAGCAUUGUGACUUCAGACUGGUCCAUGCAGGGGGGCACAGGUUGUACCGAGGGUCACACCGGUACGUCUGCUGCAGCACCCCUGGCAGCAGGAAUGGUGGCCCUCAUGCUGCAGGUCCGGCCCUGCCUCACCUGGAGGGAUAUCCAGCACAUCAUCACCUUCACUGCCACCAAGUGCGACAGUAGUGCCGACUGGAAGGUGAAUGGAGCAGGAUUUCAUCACAGCCACCAGCACGGCUUCGGUCUGCUCAACGCGUGGAGGCUCGUCAAUGCCGCCAAGGUGUGGGAGUCAGUGCCAUUCCUCUUGUCCUAUCAGAGCUCUGUAAUAAAGGAGGAAACCCCCAUUGUGAUCUAUCCCGAUGAGCUUGUCCUUACCUGGGAAGUCUCUGCUGCCGACCUGAGACAGUCUGGAAUGGAGACCCUGGAGCAUGUGGCCGUAACCGUGACAGUCAUCCACCCUUGCCGUGGCAACGUGGAGUUCGUGUUGAUCUGCCCCAGCGGUAUGAGAUCAGUCAUCGGGGCUCGCCGUGCCAUCGACAGAGAUAAUGCAGGCUACCAGGACUGGACUUUCUCCACUGUGCGCUGCUGGGGAGAGAGAGCCCAGGGCCUCUAUACCCUCAAGAUCUCUGACCACAAAGAUGAAUCUUCUGACCAGUGUGCCGCUGUGGGAGUGCUGAAGGAGAGGAAGUUGACUCUGUAUGGUUCAUCUAUGAUGUUCAGCGAGGUCAAGGAAAGACAGAGGCUGGUGGAGGAGGCAAUGACUGGGAAGUAUCUGCACAGCAACUUCUCUCUGCCCUGCCCUCCAGGCCUGGACCUGCCUCCAGAAAUCACCAAGCCUUUCACGUCCAACAACCUCAAGUUCAUGCUGUUGCUUGGCUGUUUUGCUCUCUUCUGGUCCCUCUACUACACAUUGGAGGUCAUGAUGGCCCACGUAGACUUCAGGGUCCUUCUCUGCUUGCCCAGGAGACAGGGUGGUCACAGGAGGGGGCGACAAGGGAAAGGAGUGGAGGAGGCACUGAUUGGGGAUGAGGACGGGGAGGAUGAGGAGCAGGACUCAGGGGUGGAGUUGCAGGCAGUGCUGGACUCUGAUGUCAAAGAGCCGCUUGCCAGUGGGGAAUGGCUGGCAACAUAGCACUGAGCCAGAGGAAGGGCUAAAACCAUCAAACUGUUAGUCCUUAUAGGACCUCUCAGGCUUACACCUUCGUUUUGCCACUCGCCAACUUAGCCUCCCACACUCAGCUUCCAGCAGUGGUGUUGGAGUGUCAAACCAGUGCACUCUUGUCCUUCUUUGCAUUCCCCUUAAGAGUGGCCUUCAGUGUGUUUGUGCUGCACGCAAAGGUGUGUGGCUUGUGCACAUCCCCUUAAUAAAGGUGAUCACAUUUUUUCUGCGAUCUCUUUAGACAUGGAAGAAAAAUUUGGUACGAAGGUUAGAAUUCCUGUAAAGUAAGUUAAUGCACAGGUCUGGUAUGACCAUCAGAUGGACCUAACAGGGUUCCUGGUUGAAUUACAUGUGUGAAUGUGUUCAUUUGCUCAUAUAUGUUUAAAAUGUAACCUCAAAGAAGAGCUUGAUAGGAUGCAAUACACCUGUGGAAGUAAGAACUGAGAUGUGCACUUAAGAAAAAAAACAGGUGUGAAAGUGUGUGUGUGUGUGGUAACCUGAGCGAUUGUGCUUGUGAUAUGCAAGGUCUUCCAUGGAAAAAGUGACCUACGGUAAAAUGUGAGGCUUCAAGUGGGUACUGUAUUUCAAUAAAGAUUGCUUUUUGAGGGAAUUCUUUUAUGCAUUUAUUUUUUUAAGCCUGGUGUUGUUUUCUGUGGCUUAUCAAUCUACUACUGAUAAUUUACAAAUAAAAGAAAAAUACAAACUUGAAAUGGGAUUUUUGCAUUGUGGGAUUUGCAAAUCAAUUUUUUAAUAAAGUAUAAUAUAUAGACAAUGUGUGCCUGCUGUACAGAUGUACUAUGCUGAUGGUGUUUUUACAGUGCUUUUUUUUUUUAAGACUGUAUUAAAGAAGUAUAAUUUUUUAAUGUAAACAGUGUUUGGAGUGAUAUUGAAAACCAUUACUGUGCAAGUCACAGGCAAGUUCAGUGAUAAUAAACAAUGGUUGAUUAAGUUUUCUCUUUGACUGAUUUUUGUACUUUUAAAAUAGUUUUAAAACCAAGUUCACACAAGCACACACCUCCAGUGAGUCACCUGUAGGAAUAAAUUAAUUUGGCAUGGUAAAUGUAUGUGUUGAGUGGUUUUACACAUUUUUUAAUUGAAUAUGUCAUUUGAAUUCAGUAACUGGCUACAUUUCAAGGUAAUCUGAAACAAUCCUGGGUAUGGUUACAGAGGUUUUUAAAGUCUAUUAUGGUAACAGUUGCAACAUUAACUUGCACUAACUGGCACUGAACACAAACAAUAGCAUGGAUACAAAAUAAAGCAAAAACAAAGAAAAGUUAACCAAUGGUAAUGUCAAAUCUCAGAACUGCCAGAAGACGACUGUUUUCCCGUAAAGUAAGACUUUCCCAUUUUUGAAGUCUUUUAUGUCGACGCUUACACGCCUACAGAUAAAAAUGUGAUAAGUGUUCCCUGUUGCCAUGCUUUCUUAAUCUGGGUCAUGUAAACAUGCAUGCAUGCAUGCAUGU